CUGUAGGCGAUGCUGUGAGAACUUCUCUUGGUCACAAGGGCAUGGACAAGAUGAUACAAACAGGCGGUGGAGAAGUUGUUAUAACUAAUGAUGGGGCAACUAUUUUAAAACAUAUGGCGCUUGUUGAUUUGUCUGCAGCACAGGAUGUUGAAGCUGGUGAUGGUACUACAUCAGUUGUUGUGAUUGCUGGAGCUCUUUUGGGAGUAGCUGGGAAAAUGCUUGCUAAAGGAAUACAUCCAACAACUAUUGCUGAAGCUUUCCAACGUGCUGCAACAAAAUCAUCUGAAUUUUUAACGGAAAUGUCAACUCAAAUUGAUUUUCUUCUUGCACCUAUUGCUGUAGAUGCUGUAUUACGUGUUAUUGAUUCCGCAACAGCAACCAAUGUUGAUUUAAGAAAUAUCCGUAUAGUUAAAAAAGUUGGUGGAACAAUCGAUGAUACAGAGUUGGUUGAUGGACUUGUUUUGACUCAAAAUGUUGUUAAAGAUUCAGGGGGUCCUUCACACAUUGAAAAAGCAAAAAUUGGUCUUAUUCAAUUCCAAUUAUCACCACCAAAACCAGAUAUGGAAAAUCAAAUAGUAGUAAAUGAUUAUAGACUUAUGGACAAAAUUUUAAAAGAAGAACGCCAAUAUCUUCUUAAUAUGUGUAAAAAAAUUAAAAAAACAGGCUGUAAUGUUUUACUGAUACAAAAAUCAAUUCUACGUGACGCAGUGAAUGAUUUAUCUUUACAUUUUCUAUCGAAAUUAAAAAUAUUGGUUGUAAAGGAUAUAGAAAGAGAUGAAGUUGAAUUUAUUUGUAAGAGUACCGGGUGUAAGCCAAUUGCAGACAUUGAAUCAUUUACCGAGGAUAAAUUGGGUUAUGCAGAAUUGGUUGAUGAAGUACAAACUUCUGGUGCUAGGGUUGUUAAGAUUACAGGAGUUAAACAUAACGGAAAAACUGUAUCAAUUUUAAGUCGUGGAGCUAAUUCACUUGUGUUAGAAGAGGCUGGACGUUCAUUACAUGAUGCACUUUGUGUUAUUCGUUGUUUGGUUAAGAAAAAAGCUCUUAUUGCUGGUGGAGGUGCUCCUGAAAUCGAAGUUUCUCAACGUUUGUCUGAUUAUGCUAAAUCACUUAAAGGAAUGGAAGCACAUUGUUUUGAAGCAUUUGCAAUUGCACUUGAAGUUAUUCCAUUAACUUUAGCUGAAAAUGCAGGUUUAAAUCCAAUUAAUAUAGUUACUGAGUUAAGAAAUAGACAUGCCUUGGGUGAAAAAACAGCUGGUAUUAAUGUGAGAAAGCCAUUACUUGCAUCUACUAGUGCUAUAGAGUUGGCUGCAGAAACUGUUAAAAUGAUAUUAAAAAUUGAUGAUUUGGUUCAAACUCAUUAA
Molecule: messenger RNA, 1361 nt
Organism: Entrophospora candida
Lineage: Eukaryota; Fungi; Glomeromycota; Glomeromycetes; Entrophosporales; Entrophosporaceae
Source: the annotation of a GenBank genome assembly